UUCCCAACGUUUCCCAGAGACCUGGAGGAUCUAAACCCCCCACCGGAGUCAAGCGAAACAGCCCUCUACUACCACAGUACAAUUUCACACCGGCGAACCAAAGUAUUCCUCAGCCUCAGACGCCGCAAGAGCCGAUUCGGGAGGAGCCCCAAGCGUCACCGGCAGCAACGCCUCAUUUCCGGAACUUCCCACCGCCACAGUCAUUGUUUCAGAGCUCCGUGAAUCAAGUCCGUGGAGACCAGCCAGCUCGUUCCUUACCGGAAGUGCAGACCAGUCGAGGUUUUGAACAGCAAGAUCCCCUUUAUGAACCUCCAGAGUCUCCAGCUCAACACUCUCACGCUCCAAGUCAUCCGUCAUCUCAUGGACACAACUUCGAACCUGAUCCCGUGUUACCAGAACUCCUGGAGGACACCGUGAAGGCUCUAAAUGCCCUGCUUUCAGUGCCAGGCAGAGAGAGGUUCACAACUGUUCUCAGUGAACCAGAGCUGCCUGGAACGAGUUGGUUUGAUCGGGAUCCAACACUGGUGCGGAUGAUAACCAAAGUACUUACCAACAAGUUCAAUGGCCCCUUCUAUAGCUGGUCUUGUGUGCCACAGGACAGAAGAGAAAGGUACUUCGUAGAGUUUGCGAAAACUCAUACUUGGGAUCCCUUGGUUACAGGGACAGUUCAAAAAGAGUUUGAGAAGGUCUGUAAACGCCGGAUAAAGGAUAUGGUUAGCAAUGUGAGGACCAGUCGUGAACGACCAAGUUGGAUUGUCGACACUCUUUGGCAACAGAUGGUUGCUCACUGGGAUACUGAUGCAGCACAGCAAAGGAGUCUCACCUAUUCCAAGGCUCGUAUGUCUGACCGUAAUGGUCUCGGUCCUCACAUCCACUUAUCUGGCCCAAAGUCGUAUCAACAGAUACAAUCAGACAUGAAAAAUUGGGAAGAACUGUCACUCUUGGUGAGGUUUUCAUCACAACGCAUACAAAGCCAGAUGGAACGUAUGUUGAUCGAAAGGCAGAGAAAAUUGCGCAGACUUAUGAGAAGAACGUGCAAGCAAAGUUGGAUGAGCUCCAGGAGGAUACUUCAGCGGUUUCAGGCGGAUCUUCACAACCUCGGGAACUCACGGCUGAUGAUUAUACUGCCAUAUUUCUUCAGUCCACUGAGAAGGACUCCCGAGGUAAUUACUAUGGAGUUGGCAGCCUCAAAGACAGUCUUGGAGUUCUUGGCAAGCGCAAGCGACCAG
Molecule: messenger RNA, 1229 nt
Organism: Capsella rubella
Lineage: Eukaryota; Viridiplantae; Streptophyta; Magnoliopsida; Brassicales; Brassicaceae
Exons: 6
Source: RefSeq, a predicted model, not a curated record